Colletotrichum chrysophilum is the source of this 1155-nucleotide messenger RNA. RefSeq lists its product as uncharacterized. The transcript is spliced from 3 exons. Gene Ontology annotation, biological process: pectin catabolic process. Lineage: Eukaryota; Fungi; Ascomycota; Sordariomycetes; Glomerellales; Glomerellaceae. The record is from RefSeq and is a predicted model, not a curated record. Gene Ontology annotation, molecular function: glucosidase activity. Bases 1 to 1155 code for a protein of 384 amino acids.
AUGAUUUCAUCGCAGCUUCUCUCCUUGCUCGGCCUCACAGCUCUGGCGGCGGCGGCGCCCGCCCUGGAGGGCAGAAACCCCCAGAAGCCCUUCUUCUACAAGGGUCACGAUCUGAGCUCCCUCAAGAUGCUGGAGGAGUUCAACAACAUCUUCAUCGACACCGCACGAGGCAACGUUUCGCGACCCGCCGACGACAUCCUCGCCGACGGCGGCAUGAACGGCGUCCGUCUCCGCCUGUGGGUCAACCCUCCCGACGGGAACUAUGGCCUCAACUACACGAUCGAGCUCGCGAAGCGCUUCCAAAGCAAGGGCCAGCGCCUCUUCCUCGACUACCACUUCUCCGACAGCUGGGCCGACCCCCAGAAGCAGCCCCUUCCCGCGGCGUGGCCGACGGAGGUGGAGCCCCUGGCCGGCAAGCUGCGCGAGUACGUCCGCGAGACGCUCGUCGCCUUCCACGACGCCGGCGUGAAGCUGGACCUCGUCUCCCUCGGCAACGAGAUCCGCCACGGCUUCCUCUGGCCGGUCGGCAAGGUCGACGUCGACGUGCAGCCCUGGCCGGCGCUGGUCAAGAGCUUCGCCAACCUCGCGACGCUCUUCAAGGCCGCGCGGGCCGGCGUCAAGGACGCAACGUGCGCCGGCGUGCCCAAGCCCGAGGUCAUGAUCCACAUCGACAACGGCUGGAACCUGACUCUGCAGGAGAGGUGGUUCGGGGCGCUCGUGGAGAACGGCGUGCCGCUCUCGGCGUGGGAUGCUUUUGGCUUCAGCUUCUACCCGUUCUACGGCACCUCGGCGACGUUCGAGAACAUCAAGAAUGUGCUCCACACGAUGACGAAGAAGUACAAGAAGCCUGCCCAGAUUGUCGAGACGGACUAUCCUGCCCUAUGCGACGGCAGAUGGAACCCCAUUCCCGAGAGUUCGGAGCCGUCGAUUCCCUACAACGUUCAGGGCCAGGUUGAGUGGAUGCACAAGACGCUCCAGAUUGUGCGUGACGUGCCCAACGGCAUGGGACAGGGUCUCUGGUACUGGGAGCCGGCGUGGCUCAACAACACUUCGUUGGGCAGCGACUGCAAUGACGCCAUCCUCUUCGAGCCGGACUACAGCCAGUGGCCGACGACAUACGGAUACUCUCGCGAGUCGGUCAACGUUUACCUCUGA